UUUUUUCAUGGAAGAACCCAAAUGGGAAGGGAAAGCCACUGCAAAAGUUCAAGCUGCAAAGGCAGAUCAAGUUUGGCUAUUGUUACAUGAUUUCUGCAGCAUAGACAAAUACCUUGGGGCAAUAGACACAUGCUACGAUAUUGAGGGUUCAUAUGGUUUGCCGGGUCUGAUCCGCUACUGCAGCACCACCGUGCCAUCAUAUGGGGGAAGUGAGGACCAUGAAAUCAAGUGGUGCCAUGAGAAAUUGUUAGAAGUUGACUCGAUCAAUCGAUGCUUGAUCUACGAGGUUAUGGAAAAUAACAUGGGGAUUAAUUCAUAUGUAGCCACCCUUAAAGUGAUUCCUUUGGAUGAUGAUAAUUCAGGAUGUAUAAUUGAGUGGUCGUAUAUUACCCUUCCCAUAGAUGGUUUCACGGACGGUAAUUUUCUUUCUUAUAUUGAUUAUUCGGUUCAUUCCAUCGCGGAGAACAUGAGUAAAGCUCUUGAGGUUAAAGAUUGAUUUUCUUUUGAGUAGUAAAAAAUAAGUGGCAUUUCUUUGUAAUGUUUAAAAUGAAAUUUAUUUAUUAUUAGUA
Messenger RNA from Impatiens glandulifera, 569 nucleotides. Its product is annotated as lachrymatory-factor synthase-like. Lineage: Eukaryota; Viridiplantae; Streptophyta; Magnoliopsida; Ericales; Balsaminaceae. The record is from RefSeq and is a predicted model, not a curated record. The coding region runs from base 8 to 496 and encodes 162 amino acids. The transcript has a single exon.